Messenger RNA from Didymodactylos carnosus, 834 nucleotides. The record is from the annotation of a GenBank genome assembly. Lineage: Eukaryota; Metazoa; Rotifera; Eurotatoria; Philodinida; Philodinidae.
CGGUCAGAUAUGACUUGUCUGGAGUCAGGUGGAGUCAGUUGAAGUCAGUUGAAAUCAAUUGAAGUCAUUUGGAGUCAAGUGGAGUCAGUUGGCGUGUUGAAGUCUGGAGUCCGCUGUUUCCCCCUUGGAUUUUCUGGAUAAUAAUCUGGAAGCAAAUACGUAAAUCUUAAACGAAAACCAUAACGCUAACUAGAAAAUAGUUCUAGUAAUGAACGUGUUUCAAUCACUGUCCGUUGUGGAAAUGGGUCGGAAAGAUUUAAAGUUACUAAGACUAGAAUCUGCAGGGUAAUACAUUAAUGCCUCAUAUCAUUAUGCAUUUAACUUACCUGCUGCUCUUCUUUAGCAGCAGCGCGAGUCGAGCUAGUUCCGAAUUGGUUGCAAACUACGGAGGAACAAGAGCUUUUAAAACGUGAAGCGUCAAUGAAAGCACCGAAAACAAGUGAAGUACUACAAACGCCAUUUCCACCCCUUCCACCUGAUCGUAAAGAAGAUGUAGAUAUUGACAUUGAACAAUUAAAACAAUUAGCUAAACAAGAAGCAGGCCCAUUGAUCAUUGAACGAUAUUCUCCUAAUGAGAAAGAAAUUGAUCAUGUAUUAUCAGCAAUUACGCUGACAUUUAAUCAACCAAUGAUUACUGUUUCAUCAUUGAAUGAAAUAAUGGAUAUAGAAAAUUCAGGUAUUUCUUUAACACCAAAAAUAGAAGGACGAUGGAGAUGGACAGGAACGAAAACAGUUCAAUUUGAAGCAAAACAUCGUUUGCCUUGUUCAACAAAGUAUACAUUAAAAGUCAACAAAGAACAUUGUGUAUCAGCAAUAGGCGGUAAAUACAUCUGA